CAUCGAUGUCCUCACCGGCAGGACAGUGCAACUGUGAAAGAAACUGAAAGUUUUCUGCAAUGUAGAAAUAAUAGGUACGAUCCUCGAAUUCUUUUAGUAUGACCAGUGCCUGAAAACAAUGAUUUGAAUAUGAAAAAGUUUUUCGAAAAAGCCAAGUUAGAUUAUAAGUUCAAGAAAGCAGGUGAGGGCCAUACCUUAGCAGAUGACAGCAGCACAGCUUCCCGACAGCAGGCAACCACCUCUGCACCUGCAAUACGGACAACCCCAAGCUCAGAUGCACAGAGAGCUGGGCAGGCUGCUUUGGAAAGGUUUUCAGUUCAUGAAAAAAAUGCUGUAAAGAAGCCAAAGUCUGCCACAGCUUCAUGGAAACACAGUGGACAAGGAGGGACAUCUCAGAGUAACAGUGGUACAGGAGCAGCACUGAACCUGAGUCAGCUGAAAAGAGAAGUGAGACAGGAGUUGGCAUAUCAAGAAGCCUGUCAUCAAAGAGACCUUCAGAGAGAGGUUCAAUCUACUGCUGAGCCAACACAUGUAGAAUGUUCAACUGUGCGGUCUCAAGAAGGAGUGUAUUUUUCUUGCCCAGUGUGUCCAAUUACAGUUUUAAAAAGUGAAUUAGAUGCACAUAUGUCAGAAUGUCUCUCUAAGCAAUAUCCUGAUGAACCGCUGACAACCUCAUGUUCCAUGAUACACACCCUAAACAAGGAUAAAGAAAAGGUUAAAGCCUGCAUUGACCUGAUCUGUAGAUACCUUGAUAAUAUCUGUAAGAAUCCAGAAGAGGAAAAAUAUAGAAAAGUAAAGCAAAGCAACAAAAUAUUCCAGGAACGUGUAGUGCCCAUUAAAGGUGCCACUGAAUUCCUUCUUGCCUGUGGAUUUGAAGACAAAGUUCUCCCAGUAGAAGCAGAUUCAGAAGAAAAGUUUUAUGUUUUGCCAAAGGAGUGUUCUGACUGUGAACGAUUAAAUGUGUACAAAGAGAUAUUGACGUCAAGUGAAGCUUUGAAGGCAAAACUGGAUCGUUGCUUAAAGGUUUACAAGCCAAGCAGCCAAGCACGUCAUUUUGAGGUCCCCUGGGAUUUCUUUAACAAGACAGCUGAAGAGGUCAAAAGUGAACAGAUGGCAAGAACGGAGGAAGUUGAGAAAAACUCUCAGCUCAGAACUCGAGCUAUGCGUGAAGCAGAGAAACGCCCAUCCAAGACCUACCGUUUCACUUUGGUGCGGAUACGUUUGCCUGAUGGGAUCAUCCUUCAAGGUGCGUAUUUUGAACCCACGGGUUUCUCUGUUCCA
This is a messenger RNA of Pocillopora damicornis (cauliflower coral), 1281 nucleotides long. Its product is annotated as UBX domain-containing protein 6. Gene Ontology annotation, cellular component: cytoplasm. The record is from RefSeq and is a predicted model, not a curated record. Gene Ontology annotation, molecular function: protein binding. NCBI's taxonomy places the organism in Eukaryota, Metazoa, Cnidaria, Anthozoa, Scleractinia, Pocilloporidae.